This is a messenger RNA of Hymenoscyphus albidus, 1054 nucleotides long. NCBI's taxonomy places the organism in Eukaryota, Fungi, Ascomycota, Leotiomycetes, Helotiales, Helotiaceae. The record is from the annotation of a GenBank genome assembly.
CUAAUACAAUAGCCUCCAGAAGUCCAAAAUAAAGAUAGAAUACCUCCCUACCAUCCUCUGAAACUACUCAUCCCUAAUAGCCAACGCCAUAAAAAUGACUCGAUAUAUCGUCCCUCUCAUACUAUUUAUACUUUCCUCUACGACCGCACUGGAUCAAUGCUUCUACCCCGAUGGAAAAACGGUAGAUCCGCAACAUGUCCCGUGUAACCAGACCGCAGGUAUAGCUACAAAUACCUUCUCUUCGUGCUGUUCGAGGCCCGAUGCGUGUACAACAAGUGGCUUGUGUCUGGGCUCAGCAGGAUGGGUAUACAGAGGAAGCUGCACCGACGCCUCAUGGGCAUCCCCCAACUGCGCGAAGCAAUUCCCAAAAUGCAAUACUCGUAAGUCUGCACUGCCCCAUUUCCAAACUUCGCCCAAAAAACAAGUCUGACAAAACAUCCCAGAUCCGGAUGGUACUCUAUACACAAGCUACGCCGUGCUAAAGACCUGCGCAGCGCGAAGCGCUAUGUGGGCUCCCGAAUACUGUUGUGGUGAAAACGGCGUCGAGAAUCCUGAUUGCUGCCAAAACAACUUCACGCUCGGAAUCACGGGUACUGCGUAUCAACCUGGAAACGAUGUCGUUAUGGCUCGNCGUCUCGCGAGCCUCACAUCGGGCGCUGCAGCCACCGUCACCGCGACCCUAGGCCCUACCUCCACAGCAGGUCUAACAGCUAGUUCUGAGAGUUCAGGCAUGGAUCUUGGCACGAAAGUCGGGCUCGGUGUUGGUAUUCCACUUGGUGUGCUGGUUCUUGGAGCUUUGGCAUUGAUGUUUUGGAGGGAGAAGAGGAAGAAUGCGUAUAAAGGGGUUGAUACUUCUCCUUCCUCUCCUAUGGCUGUAGCACCCGGACCGUAUGAGGCUGCCUCUCAACAUGGCCGUGCCAAUAGUAGUAUCACUGGCUACACUGUUACCCCGCAACAAGAAUACUCUUCUCCGAUUCAGCAGGGUCACCACAAAGUGCAUGAAGUGCCGGCGGCUGCUCAUAAUACAUAUGAGAUGCCUAGUUCCCAGAAUUAG